This is a messenger RNA of Lagopus leucura (white-tailed ptarmigan), 1252 nucleotides long. It is a transcript of the gene XPA, whose product is annotated as XPA, DNA damage recognition and repair factor. The annotation marks the transcript as partial. Gene Ontology annotation, cellular component: nucleotide-excision repair factor 1 complex. NCBI's taxonomy places the organism in Eukaryota, Metazoa, Chordata, Aves, Galliformes, Phasianidae. The record is from RefSeq and is a predicted model, not a curated record. Gene Ontology annotation, molecular function: damaged DNA binding. The transcript has 5 exons. Gene Ontology annotation, biological process: nucleotide-excision repair involved in interstrand cross-link repair; UV-damage excision repair; base-excision repair.
GGCGGCGUGCGGGCGCGGGGCCCCCCCAAGGUCGUGGACACGGGAGGGGGCUUCUUCCUGGAGGAGGAGGAGGAGGAGGAGGAGCAGCGCGGCGCCGCCGAGAGGAUCGUGCAUCCCCCCGCGCCCGUGCUAGAAUUUGACUAUCUCAUCUGUGGAGACUGUGGCAAAGAAUUCAUGGACUCGUACCUAAUGCAGCACUUUGAUUGGGCCACGUGUGAUAAUUGCAGAGAUGCUGAAGAUAAACAUAAGCUCAUCACAAGGACAGAAGCAAAAGAAGAGUAUCUUCUGAAAGACUGUGACUUAGAUAAGAGGGAACCGGUGCUUAGAUUCAUUGUGAAGAAAAACCCUCAUAAUCCUCGGUGGGGUGACAUGAAACUUUACUUAAAACUGCAGGUAAUCAAGCGUGCUCUGGAAGUGUGGGGGAAUGAGGAAUCCUUGCAAGAAGCAAAGGAGCAGCGCCGUGACAGCAGAGAGAAGAUGAAACAGAAGAAGUUUGAUAAGAAAGUGAAAGAGCUUCGCCGUGCAGUGAGGAGUAGUUUGUGGAAGAAGACAGCCAGUAUCCACGAACAUGAAUACGGACCAGAAGAAAGCGUUGAUGAAGAAACGUACAGGAAGACGUGUACUGUGUGCGGCCACGAGUUAACUUACGAAAAGAUGUAAUGCUAAUUUGUUUGUUGAAAUUCAUUACCAUCAUUUUUAAUCAUAUUCUUUAUUAAAGAAAUGGCAGUUGGGAACAAGCUGUUAGCAAGCUCCAUGAAUAAUACAGUCAGUUCUGUACAGAAGAAGGUUAGGCUUCCCAGCUACAUCUUAGGGGAGAGCAUGCACAUUUUUAACAGGCUGGAAAUGGCUGCCUUGUGGGAUGAGAAGUUGGCGUUUCACCCUCGUUUUACAUGCUGAUGAAAUUUAAACAAGGUAGAUUUCCCUCUACUCUUCCUUCAGUCAGAGCUGAAGGAAGUCUCUGUAUUUGCACCAGCUGUUAGCUGAUGUCAGCUCCCAUAUGUCUCAGGCAGCCAGUUCCUAAGCGCUGCCCAGGUGGUUGCAGAGCGUGCCGCCAGGCUGGAGAUGGAGACCUCCAGCUUGAUGGAGGGAGGUGUCCUGUUUGGGGAUUGUUAAAGCAAAGCACCGUGCUGAAACAUUCAGUCAGGUUGCUGCCAUGUUCUAUACUAUGAAGGCUUAAGUAUCCUUCACUGAUUUCUUUUCAAGUUUUGGACCAAAAAGAUGACUCUUAUAGUAAAAGCAUAUCUUCAUUUAC